CCAUGGCAGAAGCAAAACGGCACAUGGUACAGCAGAAUGACGAACGUCACGGUGUCCACGAGGAACGCAUUCCGCUACCAUUCGGUGAUGUAACCGCCAAAUGGUGGGGACCACGCGAUCUUCGACCGAUCGUUUGUCUGCACGGUUGGAUGGAUAAUGGCGGUUCGUUCGAUCGUUUGAUUCCGUUGCUCCCUUGCGAUAUUAGCUUCUUGGCGAUAGAAUUCCCAGGCCAUGGACGAUCGGCACACCUGCCGGCAGGUGUGGCAUACAAUGCACUUGACACAUUACGCCUGCUGCUGCACCUGAUGCACCAUUACGGCUGGACUCGAAUUUCACUCAUGAGUCAUUCGAUCGGUGCAGUGAUGAGUUACGUGUUUGCGGGUGUUUUUCCUAACCGAGUUGAUCUGCUCAUCUCGUUCGAUCUGCUCAAACCCUUCAUACUCGAUCCCGAUAUGGUGUUGUUUCUGCUAUCCGAUUCACUACCGAAAACGCUCGACUAUGGCGCAGAUACUAAGAAAGAGGAGAAGCUGUUCCGCUACGAAGAUUACGUGGAGCAUAUGCAUGCAGGAUUUCAUGAAUCGAUAAGCCGCGAUGCUUGCCAUUAUUUGCUGUACCGAACGUUGGAACCAUCGAACGCAGGAGAAGCGCUUUACCGACGGACGACGGAUCGACGGAUUCGGCACAAUCAUGGGUUGGUUUGGUCGCAUGAUGUUAAUCUGGAAAUAGCGCGCCGAAUACGGGUACCGUUUCUGUACCUCAAAACAACCGAAACGCCCCUGUUCGAGGAUCCACAGUAUCAUCAGGAAACGAUCGAUGUGUUGGUGAAUAGUAAUGCACAAUUUGAGCAUGCACUUGUGGAGGGUAAGCAUCAUGUGCACCUAUCGCACCCCGAACGGGUGGCACCGUUUGUGAAGAGCUUUUUGGAAAAGCACUGGAAAAGGGAGCAAUAUACAUUGUGCAAGCUGUGAUGUGCGUGGAAAU
Molecule: messenger RNA, 981 nt
Organism: Anopheles maculipalpis
Lineage: Eukaryota; Metazoa; Arthropoda; Insecta; Diptera; Culicidae
Product: probable serine hydrolase
Exons: 2
Coding region: 3-968 (321 amino acids)
Source: RefSeq, a predicted model, not a curated record